Penicillium brevicompactum is the source of this 660-nucleotide messenger RNA. Its product is annotated as aminoacyl-tRNA hydrolase. The coding region runs from base 1 to 660 and encodes 219 amino acids. Gene Ontology annotation, molecular function: peptidyl-tRNA hydrolase activity. The record is from RefSeq and is a predicted model, not a curated record. Lineage: Eukaryota; Fungi; Ascomycota; Eurotiomycetes; Eurotiales; Aspergillaceae. The transcript has a single exon.
AUGUCCCAAACCCCCAACACCGACUCCGACACACCCACACCAACCAUGACCACCCCCCGCCGCCUCCUCUUCAUAGCCUCAAUAGGCAACAAAGCCCCAUACCGCAAAACCCGGCAUAGCGCAGGCCACCUGGUCCUCGACGCCGUAAAACCUCUCCUCACGCCCUCCCUCCCCAACACCGGCGCCUUCCACGAAACCUGGUACAGCCCAACAUACAUGAAUGAGUCAGGGCCGAAACUCGUCCGCCAAAUGGAGAAGUGGUCGACGCGCCAGAACGAACUUUGCACGAAAGCAUACUCCGAAGGCUCUUCCACGCCUUACCCGACUACGCUGGUGAUUCUACAUGACGAAAUGGAGGCGCCGCUGGGCAAGUUGCGGGUUAGGCGCGGGGGUCCUGAGUCAUUUAGUUUGCGCGGGCAUCGCGGGCUCAUUAGCGUUUGUGAGACGUUGCGUGGGAAGGGACUUUAUCCUGCUCGGGGGAAACCGGCUGUGGAUUUGAGUAUUUUGCGCAUUGGGGUGGGCAUUGGGAGGCCGGACUCGAGGGAGAAAGGGGCGGUUUCGGAUUAUGUGCUUGCGCCGGUGAAUGAGGCGGAAAUGAAGGCCUAUCAUGGUACGGCGGAGAGUGUGGUUCAGAUUAUUGGGGAGGAAUUGUAUAGAUGA